AUGACUGUAUCUGCAGCAAAAACCUGGUACAGUGACAACGGACCAACAACAGAUGCAGUUUUCUUGGAACACCUCAUCAAAGAAUGUGGUGAAUAUUCGUCGUCUGCGGAUGUCACUUCUUGUAAAACGAUGGUAAACUGUCAGUACCGUAAGAUUCACUUGGAUGUUGCGCAAAACAGUGAAUCUGUUCAAAGAACUUGUAUUGACAUCGGAAGCUGCGAUGGACCGAAUCUUAAUUUCAUUAAUGAGUUGCAGUUGUCUUCAUGGAGCAAUGUAACGCUGGUAGACUGGACAAAAACAACAAGUAAUUAUCAGAGAGACCGUUGUGUGCCCGUGGAAUUCCUUGUUCUUCAUCAUACGGUUACCACUUCGGCAGCAGAAACCUUAUAUAUUCUGAACGAUCACGGUUUGUCUGUGCAGUAUAUUGCUGAAAAAAAUGGAACCAUGUACCAAAUGGUUCAUGAUUAUUACCGAGCAUGGCAUGCUGGACCAAGUCAUUGGGGUGAGACAAGCGAUAUGAACAGUCAUAGCGUGGGAUGUGAAAUUGUUAAUACCGGCUCUGAACCGUUCCCAAGAGCACAGAUGGAUGGAGUUAUUGCGUGGAGCCGUUUGAUGAUAAGUCGUUGGCAUAUUGAUCCACAUAAUAUUGUCGGCCACUGUGACAUAAAUCCUCAUGGCAAAAAUGAUCCAAGCGGAUACUUUGACUGGAAGUAUUAUUAUGAUCAACUGGGUUAUUAUAAGGACAUAUGGCCAACAUCGUUGACCAAAGAACAACAAAAAACUGUCCUAAUGAGUGAGAGCAACUACGAUUCUCAGCAACUUUCUAGUGUACAGACUCGUCUACGACAGUGGGGAUAUUCUGGUAGCCUUGCGGUGACGUACGUCUACGAUCAGGACACCAAAAACGCUAUCCAAGCAUUCAACCGACAUUGGUGCCCAGAAAUCUUUGUUCCUGAAAAAGUUAAUGACAAGACCAACGAGACAAUAACCAACACCAACAACAUGAAGUGGUAUCGUAUUUCUGAAGAACGUCUUGGAAAACUGCUACUAACCUUGUGA
Messenger RNA from Enterobius vermicularis (human pinworm), 1059 nucleotides. NCBI's taxonomy places the organism in Eukaryota, Metazoa, Nematoda, Chromadorea, Rhabditida, Oxyuridae. The record is from the annotation of a GenBank genome assembly.